Chrysemys picta bellii (western painted turtle) is the source of this 6407-nucleotide messenger RNA. The record is from RefSeq and is a predicted model, not a curated record. Lineage: Eukaryota; Metazoa; Chordata; Testudines; Emydidae.
UCUUAAAAUUUUGUGCUAACUUUAGCUACAAGUGAAUCAUAAGAUCAGUGUAACGGAACAAAUGCAAAAUGUUGUUUCUUGGUUUCUGUUUUGCUUCACUCUUGUGUGCAUUAACCAUUUGUUUUAUAGUCAAUUUCACUGGUAUGCACUAGGUAGUCACCUUUCCCCAUUCACACUUGUUUUUGUGUGCCAUGCACUACAGUACUGGGAGAGGAAAACAUUUUAAAGCACGGUAAAAUAUGACUGCAAGACCAUGAAGAUUGGCCCAGGCAGUCAAAGGCACAGAGUUAAUGUUAACUAAAAAUUUACUUGGAUUUCAGUUUGAUUGUACCCUUUCACAUCCAUUGUUUCCAAUCUAUGUAAAUAUUUAAGGUAAUGUGCUGCUAGAGAUUCAUGGCCUAUAUAGCAGAGGGAACCGAUUGGUUACUUUGUUCUCUGCUCACAGUUAUUUGGCACAGAAACAUUCACACUAGUCUGUUUCGCAAUUACUUGUUUGUAUUUGCAAAAAGAACAGGAGUACUUGUGGCACCUUAGAGACUAACAAAUUUAUUUGAGCAUAAGCUUUCGUGGGCUACAGCCCACUUCAUUGUAUUUGUAUCCUUAUUCCAAUACUUAUAUAUUCUAAUAGCACUAAGAGACUCUAGUUAUGAUUGGAGCACCAUUUGUUCUGAUUUUUUUCAUUAUAAACAGAAGCGCUCCUAAUGCCAAGCUUUGGGCACCUUGACAGUUUCUUAAAGUAUACUUCACUAACACAGACAGACUACAGCAAUUACGCACAGAUCACAAUAACCAGGCUGCAGCAUAAAACAAAUGUAAUACCCUCCCUCUCCCCCCCCACCCCCAAAACAGAAUUACUGGUCAUCCUCCUAUCACUACCCAGCCAUGCCCAUCUCUGUAAAUCUUUGUUCUGUGGAUAAAAAGAGACACCUUGAAGUGUGUCCUGGAGGUUAACUAAGCGGUUACAGGACACCCUGCUAGCAGCCUCCUCUCUCUUGUACAGGUGGGUGGUGGGGGCAUUGUCUAGCUUAGGAGCCUCUGCUUUCCACAACUGUGGCAAUGGAUCACAGUGACAGAAGAAGUCUCUUGGAUAGCUACGUCCCAGGCCAUUAGGGUUUUCCAGGUCAAACAAAAUCUUAAAAUGAAGAAGCCAAUGGACUAUGAUCUAGGCCGGUUGAGUUCAGGUUUGAUGUGCUCACAAAAAGAAAUGCUGCUUAACAAGCCAGCUGCUGAAUUCUGCAGCUCCUAGGUAGAUUUAAGGCAAAGAUAAAGAUAAGUUUUAAUUUCUUUGGCUAUUAAUCUAAUGCUGACCUCACUUUGGAGAAAGGUUAAAAAUGAUAAAUAAGAAAAAACCCCAAAAGAAUAGUUUGACACUAACAUACUGCACAAAUUAGGUGAUCAUACCACAUGCAUUUUCAUCUACAUGCAUUGAUCAUUGAACUUGGUGAGAGAUAAGAGACCUCAGAUGGAAAAUCUUUUGUUUAUUAGGUGUUUUGUAGAUUAAUACUGAAUACAUUCACCUAUAAGAGGUAACGUAAUUUUAAAAAAAUAGCAGAAAUAGAUAACAUAUUUAAUACAAUAAAUUUUUAGAAAAAGUUUUAUAGCUGUCAACAGCUUUCAUAUUUCUUCCAAGGUCAGUAUGUAAUACAUAUGGGACAACAAAAUCUCUCAAGUAUUUUUAAAACAAUUUGAAAUUUAAAUGCUAUCAUCCAAUGAAAGGUAAACCUGACCAGUUCAUACAGCAUCCAGUAAGUGUACAAGCCUCCAAAGGAAGAGAACAAAAGCUACCUGAUUUAGUUGGGAAUUGGUCCUGCUUUGAGCAGGGGGUUGGACUAGAUGACCUCCUGAGGUCCCUUCCAACCCUGAUAUUCUAUGAUUCUACCUCAGGAUGUAUGAUUUCUGCACCUAUAUGUCUGUUUAAAUUCCUGAAUUUGCCUCCUCCCAGAAAAAAACAAAACCAUCAACUUACUACUUCCAUUUGCCAGAACAAGUAUUGUCAACUGCUUCAUGGUUUCUGCAUCACCCUUCCAUUUUAGAGCUGCGUAAUUGGCUUUAGAGUUUGCAGCUGAAAACAUUUUUGGUAAAAAACCUGUUUUUGAGACUUUUUAGCCAUGACUAAAAGAGAUGCAGAGGAGCUGAUAGAAAUAGAAAUUGAUGGGACUGAGAAACAGGAGUGCACUGAAGAAAGCAUCGUUGAGCAGACGUACACCACAGCAGAAUUUGUGAGUCAGGCUAUUGACAUCAAUGAACCAGUUGGAAAUCUUAAGAAGUUGUUGGAACCAAGACUUCAGUGUUCCUUGGAUGCACAUGAAAUCUGCCUGCAAGAUAUCCAGCUGGACCCAGAUCGCAGUCUCUUUGAUCAAGGAGUAAAGACAGAUGGAACAGUACAGCUUAGUGUACAAGUAAUAUCCAGACAAGGAAUAGAGCCCAAGUUAAACAUCCUUGAAAUUGUAAAGCCUGUAGAAACUGUGGAGGUAGUUAUCGAUCCAGAUGCCCACCAUGCUGAAGCUGAAGCUCACCUUGUUGAGGAAGCCCAAGUGAUAACCCUAGAUGGCACAAAACACAUUACAACAAUUUCAGAUGAGACCUCUGAGCAAGUGACUCGAUGGGCUGCAGCGUUGGAAGGCUACCGAAAGGAGCAAGAACGCCUUGGAAUACCCUAUGACCCCGUACAGUGGUCAACAGACCAAGUACUCCACUGGGUGGUAUGGGUGAUGAAGGAGUUCAGCAUGACUGACAUAGACCUCAAUACUCUUAGUAUUCCAGGCCGAGAGUUAUGUAGCCUCAAUCAAGAGGACUUCUUCCAGAGGGUCCCUCGGGGAGAAAUCCUUUGGAGCCACCUGGAGCUUCUUCGAAAAUAUGUAUUGGCUAGCCAAGAACACUCUGGAGAAAUAGCAACAGUUACUAUUGAUCAGCCUGUGCAAAUUAUUCCAGCAUCUGUACAGCCUGCUACCCCGACCACCAUUAAAGUAAUAAACAGCAGUUCAAAGGCAGCUAAAGUACAAAGAGCACCAAGAAUCUCCGGAGAAGACCGAAGUUCACCUGGGAACAGAACAGGAAACAAUGGCCAGAUUCAGCUAUGGCAGUUUUUGCUAGAACUUCUUACUGACAAAGAUGCUCGAGACUGUAUUUCUUGGGUUGGCGAUGAAGGGGAGUUUAAACUGAAUCAACCUGAGCUGGUUGCACAGAAAUGGGGACAACGUAAAAAUAAACCCACCAUGAACUAUGAGAAGCUUAGUCGUGCUCUACGGUAUUACUAUGAUGGGGAUAUGAUCUGCAAAGUACAAGGCAAGAGGUUUGUGUACAAAUUUGUCUGUGACUUGAAAACUCUCAUUGGCUAUAGCGCAGCAGAGCUGAACCGGUUGGUCACAGAGUGUGAGCAAAAGAAACUGGCAAAGAUGCAACUCCAUGGCAUUGCACAGCCAGUCACAGCAGUAGCACUAGCUACAGCAUCCCUGCAAACCGAGAAAGACAAUUAAGCACUAGGACCUGAAAGUGGGAGCCUGAGGCCUUUCUUAUAUACCAGAGCAGUUAUCUUUAUCAGAAUUGGAAGCUUCUUUUUAUUCCUUGACAGUACAAUAUGAUGCAUGAUUUUCUACAAAGAACUGAGACUCCCAUAAAUUUGGAUCUUUAACAGCAUAUAUUUCAGUGUAUGUUAAGGGAUCACCACAACUUCUUCAAUGUGAAGAAUGGCACACUGUGUCAUGUAGUCUGCUGAAAUUGGUGAGGAAAGAUGAACUGGUUCAUGUUGUAUGUUCAGGCCUACAAAAUAUUUGUUCCAGCAUUUUAAGAAAAGUGAAGCAUCUACAGGAAAUAGACUGGUCAAUAGUUUGAAUUCAACCCUUUCUGCUGUUUUUUAUUCUCUAUCGAACUACAAAAUGGAAUUGGAUGCAUACACAAUUAAAGCAGGAGCUGCCCUUAAACAUGCCUGUUAAUCUCAUCUAAUCAAGCAGAGCAGAAAGAACAGACACAUUAAAAAAUAAUACAAAGCAUCAAGUCCUUAAGACAAUUUCUCUGUUUAUAAGCAAAGAAAACUAAGAAUAGACUAAACUGAAGAUCAGUGCUGAAGAAAGAGAUCCAGGUUUAACUCUGGCUUAGAUCAAAAGCCAAUUAUGAGUAUUUCAUUGUAAUGUGUAGCUAACAUGCAUAUACGAGGGAAAGUUCUUAACUUUUGAAAAAUGUUAUGCUUGCUACUCAGCAAAAGAAAAUUAAUAAAGAUUUCCAUGUUUUUCCUGUCAGGUUAUUAAAAACUUCCCUCACCCAAAAAGAAGUUUUUAUUACUCUAAACUGCAGAGUAUAUUAGCCAAUACUCCUUAUACCUGCACUAUAGUUGAUCUUGAUGAACUGAAGACUUAAGUUAAUCACAUUCAGCAAUCCUUUCCUGUUUAGAAACAAAAUGAGUUGCAAAUAAGUUUAUAAAAAUCUGAAGUUUCACUUCCAGAUUAUUGUACAGUCUGCCCUAUUAAAAUAUGAAAAAAUAUAGUUUCUUAUUUAAAAUUACUUUUUCCAAACUUCAGAUAAUGUUUUAAGGCCUCAGAAACAAAACUACACAUUCCUGAGGCCUAAGCAGGACACAGUUAAGGGUUUGGAUAAAUUUUUCAAAAUAUAUAUAAUUGGAAUGUAUCCUUAAUCCAGAGACUGGUAUAAAUACUACUUACUUCAAGCAUAUACAUGUUAAUAUGUAGAAAACUGUGUCUCCAUGAUUUGUGAGCUUCUCCAUUAAUGGAUUGCUAGACUUCUUCUGUUAGUCUGAAUAGAGUAUUUUUUACUUUUUGCCCCUUUGUUUAAACAGUAUGAAUAUUGUGUUACCAUGCAUUUUUGCUGUUCUUGCAAGCAGAUUUUUUUUAAAUAAGGAACCAUCAGCAGAAGCUGUGGUGUCACUUGACAAAUAGUAAAAAUAUAAUUGCAUAAGAGAAAAAUCUUUAGUACCAUGUUGAAAGGUCAAGUUACUCUUAAAACUUUUAAGUCAAGAAUCUUGCUACACUGACAGAUGCUUAAUGUAAAAUGUUCUUAAACUGAGUGGUGGGAGCACUACGUUAUUGCUGUUGACAAGUAAAGAGAAACUGGCUUUCAAGGAAUUGGAAAUAUGUGAGACUUGUAUAUUUUUAGGGUUUCUUUUUUAAGGGUACAUCUGGGGGCUGAGGUGUUUUUCUCGGUGGAGGUGCAUCUCCAUGCCUCUGCUGUAGUCCUGAGGAUCUCUCACAUGCCGUUUUGGCAAUCUAUCAUUUAAGUCUCUUUAGCUGCCAUCACCACGAUUGUAGCUUUCUCUUGUCAGAUUCCCCAGUGACUUUUAAUUUACCAUUCUUGAAUUACUGAAGCACUCCUUCAUUUGCCAAAAGGCUGAGCAUGCUGCUUCUGAAAGAUGUAUUAGCUUUAUAAGAAGAUAUACAAAUCCUUUUUAGUCCGUAACAAAUCCUUAAGUUACAGAUAUGGGUACAUCAGUCAGAAGUCAAGUCAAAUGUCUAGCUUGUAUGACUGUUAUAGUACAGUUGUAGCCCAUUUUUACUAUCAAGCAUUUGAAAUCUCUUACGUAAAUAGCUGAGGUCACUAUCUUGCUUAUGAAAGGAGAAAAUUAGGCUGCAAGUUGCGUGGCUAACAACUUUUUUCUGUGUCCGGAAUUCCAUUUGUGCAGCUCUGUUCAAGACAAGGAUGGGCACUGUAAAUACAAGCCACAAUUCAAGUAGCUAAUUAAUAAAUGUGAUACAGCUGCCCCUUAGAACACUGCUCAAUCUUUCUAGCAGAGGUCUAAAAUACUGCAAGUGGGCAGAGAAAGGAAGAAUUUAAAAUGUUGACUGACCAAAUCAGUCUAAUGGAGGAUGAAUUCAUAUCAAAACUAGUAAGGAAAAUUAAUGCUUUACCCUUGAAUAUACAUACUCUUAUUCCAUUCUAUUAGGAAAGAUGGCAUCAAAACUUCCCAUGUAAAUACAUCUGAUGAUUAGGUUGAAGCUCUUUAAUUUAGUAAAUAUGAUUAUCCCUUUUGGGUUUGUCUAUAUGCAUUUUAUUUCCUGGUAGGAUCUGCUGCUCUUCCACCAUGUUCUUUUCAUUAAAAAAGGACCAAUGCAUUUUCCAAACAGCAUAAAGCUGUUGUCAAAUUUCCUGUAGCUAAGAGCGAAAUCUGACUAACUUGAUGUCUUCAAUUAAAUAAAGGAUGUAGAAUAUUAUAUGUCAAUAUAAUUGUUUUGUUGCUGCCAGAAAAAAAAGUAUAAUCCCAAUUUUUUUGUAAAACAGGGGUUUUGCGUACAUUUUUACUCUUUAAAUAAAGACACUUAUACUCUGCUAAUAAUUAUGUAUUACUUUUGUUCUGAAUUUUUUUGGUAAUUUUACAUGAAACAAUUAUUUUCUAUUUUUAUUCUGAUAAAAUAUUUGUGCAUAAAAUGUCAAUAUAGUAAAAUAAAAAAAACUGUUACACA